Messenger RNA from Danio rerio (zebrafish), 1436 nucleotides. The record is from RefSeq and is a predicted model, not a curated record. NCBI's taxonomy places the organism in Eukaryota, Metazoa, Chordata, Actinopteri, Cypriniformes, Danionidae.
AUCCAGAUCUUUUUAGUAGAGCUAAUGCUAACUUUGUAUCCCUCUAAUUGCACUAAUUGAGUUGUGAGAUCUGCUGUGUACAGGAUUUAGGUCCAAUAAUUAAAUCUUUCUCUUUUUUCCACAGGUUUCCAUACUUGCCUCUUAGCGAAAAAUGGCGUGGACGGUGCAUCUCAGUAACCUGGUGUUGGGUGUGUACGGCUUCACGCUGGUCACAGGCCUUCCCGCAAACAUCUUGGCUUUCUACACGUUCUUCCAGAAGGUUCGGCAGCGCUCCACCCCGAUGGACGUGCUGCUACUCAGUUUGACCAUCUCUGACCUGGUCUUCCUCUUCUUCCUGCCCUUCCGCAUGGUGGAGGCGGCCAACAUGAAGUGGACACUGCCAUAUUUCCUCUGCCCGCUGUCGGGUUUCAUCUUCUACUCCACCAUCUAUAACAGCACCUUCCACUUGACGGCCAUCAGUGUCGAGCGAUACCUCGGUGUGGCCUUUCCUAUUAAAUACAAACUCAAACGCAACCCCAGAAAUGCGUUGAUCGCCAGUGUUGUGUUUUGGAUCAUGUCAAUGGCGCACUGCAGUAUCGUCUACAUCAUGCAAUACCACAAUCAUUCCAACCCAAACUUCACCGAUCCGUCAACGCGAGACACUUGCUAUGAAGAAUUCAGCCCUGAACAGCUGCAGAUCCUCCUUCCGGUCCGACUAGAGCUGUUUGCAGUGCUUUUCUGCACGCCGUUCCUCAUCUGCUGCUUCUGCUACAUCAAAUUCAUCCACAUCCUCUCCAAUCUGCCCAGCAUCAAUGCUAAGAAGCGUUAUAGAGCGAUCGGGAUGGCACUGGGCACACUUUUGGUCUUCAUUAUCUGUUUCAUGCCCUACAACAUCUCGCAUGUGGUUGGAUAUGUCAACAGGCAGAGUCCAGACUGGAGGGUUUACGCUUUACUCACGAGCACAUUUAACGCAUGCCUGGAUCCGUUCAUCUUCUACUUCUCGUCUUCGGCGCUCAGAGGAACUUUCAAGAACGUCUUGGAGGAGGUGGCAAGGCGUCUGGUCCUUCCGUGUUGUCGCACGACUCUUUAUUGCCCUUUGUUGAACUGUUCAAGUGCUGAGGAGAAAACGCAGAGCUCCACUGACAGCACGCUGUAGAAGCUGAGUGGAUGCUUCAUGAUGAGACUGUGGUUUGUAGGAGACACCAUAUGGGCCAGUGUUUUUCAGUUUUCCUCUGACUGCAGUCGAGCGUUGUCAGCACAUGCUUUUGAGUCCAAAGCAAAUGAAUGUAAUUCUAAUGCAACACUGCAGCAGCAGCUUAAUGGACCUGAAUAAUGGACCACUAUCAAUAUAGAGUGCAAUAGAGCCGCCACACUUUUUUACCAGCGCUGGUUCUGAAAGUGUUUUUUCAUAAUUUUUUUUUCCCCUAAAACCCAUAUAGAUCUUUGGCAAUAUGUUC